CGUUAAGUGACAAAGCCUGGCCUGUGCUUCUCUGCUUUGCAGCUUCCGACGCUUGUGUUCAUCACUAACUCGUGAAAUGAAACCUGAAUUGAAAAAGAAGCCACACAUCAUUGAGAAACGUGGAAAGAGAUCCUCUUGUAUUUCACGUUUACAUCUACAAGAUAGGACUCAUACUAGAGCGAAAUCACAUGUAUGCAGACAGUGUGGAAAGAAACUUUCUAGCUUGUCUAGCCUCAACGCACACAUGGUAGAACACAAUGGUGAAAAGCCAUAUGAAUGCAGUGAGUGUGGAAAGAAGUUUGCGCGAUCUGGUCAUCUAAGAGAUCAUAUAAGGAUACACACAGGAGAAAGGCCAUAUGAAUGCAGUGAGUGUGGAAAGAGGUUUGCUCAAUUUGGUGGUCUAAGACAUCAUAUGAGAAUACAUACAGGAGAAAGGCCAUAUGAAUGCAGUGAGUGUGGAAAGAAGUUUGCUCGAUCUGGUGAUCUAAGAGUUCAUAUGAGAAUACACACAGGAGAAAGGCCAUAUGAAUGCAGUGAGUGUGGAAAGAAGUUUACUCGAUCUGGUGAUCUAAGAGUUCAUAUGAGAAUGCACACAGGAGAAAGGCCAUAUGAAUGCAGUGAUUGUGGAAAGAAGUUUGCUCGAUCUGGUGAUCUAAAAGAUCACAUGAGAAUACACACAGGAGGAAAGCCAUAUAUAUGCAGUGAGUGUGGAAAGAAGUUUGCUGAAUUUGGUAGUCUAGGUAUUCAUUUCAGAUCUCAUCGAAGAGACAAGAAAUAUUAUUGUGAAUGUUGUGGAGAGGGGUUUGACUUUUCCGCAGGAGUUAGAAGACACCAGAAAGUUCACACACGAGAAGACACGAUUGCAAAGAAGUCUAUAGAAUUGAUAUCAUCUGCAAGCACGUCUCAAUCCAACUGCAGUAGUACUCAUUUAUCUGCUCAAACUUCUGCAAUAUUUAGUGAUAGAAGCUUAUUCGCAUUUCUAUAUCUUCCUGCCAACCGAGUUCGCAGUUCAUCUGCUGUUUUCUCUAUGUUCCACCAUCCCAAUAUAGCUGUGACAUAUGGUGUGACCGAGUCUACUGGUAGCGACAUGUUGGUAAUUGAGAAAGUUUUAAUGCCUUUAUCUUAUUUGCUUGCUGAUUCGAAAGCAAAUGAUGAAGUGAAUGUACGAGAGAGAGUCAAUAUUUCUUAUGGCAUUGUCAGUGCAGUAGAUUAUCUCCAUUAUCAACUGGGACUCAAUCACGGUUACAUCAACAUCCACAAUGUAUUUCUCACAGUUCGACUGUGUGCCAAACUGUUAGAUCCAGUGGCAUCUUGUCUCAUGCAUGAUAAGACAUGUCAACCUGUUGAGUCAUAUGAUGAUGAUCUGCAUCAACUGAUCUGUCUCCUCAUCAAGUUGUAUGACUCAUAUUCACAAUUUUCAUCUGUUUGUCGUCGUUUAUCCAACAUGAUCAGUCGUGAUGAGAAUAAGUCAAGGGAAAUGUUUGUGUCUACGACGGAUCUGCUUGCGUUAAUUGAUGAAUUGAGACACACUAGAGAAUACACCUGUGGCUCACGCAGACUUGAAAUAUCAUGGAAAACUAGGGUUUGUUGAAUUGAGUUCGUUUUUGUUGUAUGUGAUAAGAUUGACUGUUGACUGGUUGUGUUUGAAGUCGAAGCUUAGUAAUACAUUGUUGGAAGACAUUGUUUGCGUCUGAAUUACCAAACGUUGGUAGAGGAUACUGAUAGAGUAUAUUGUGUAUUUUAUGUUCCUGCUUUAAUUAUAUGUUCCUGGUAUAAACG
Molecule: messenger RNA, 1779 nt
Organism: Corticium candelabrum
Lineage: Eukaryota; Metazoa; Porifera; Homoscleromorpha; Homosclerophorida; Plakinidae
Product: zinc finger protein 391-like
Exons: 3
Coding region: 77-1591 (504 amino acids)
Biological process (GO): protein phosphorylation; regulation of transcription by RNA polymerase II
Molecular function (GO): RNA polymerase II cis-regulatory region sequence-specific DNA binding; protein kinase activity; DNA-binding transcription factor activity, RNA polymerase II-specific
Source: RefSeq, a predicted model, not a curated record